Messenger RNA from Strongyloides ratti, 687 nucleotides. RefSeq names its product Putative ribosomal RNA methyltransferase 2. Gene Ontology annotation, molecular function: rRNA (uridine-2'-O-ribose)-methyltransferase activity. Lineage: Eukaryota; Metazoa; Nematoda; Chromadorea; Rhabditida; Strongyloididae. Bases 1 to 687 code for a protein of 228 amino acids. Gene Ontology annotation, biological process: RNA methylation. Gene Ontology annotation, cellular component: mitochondrion. The record is from RefSeq and is a predicted model, not a curated record. The transcript has a single exon.
AUGACAUUUUUAAGUUCACUGAAAUAUGCUGCAAUAAAAACAAAAAAUAAUAAAGUUAGAGAUUAUUUAAAGAAACAAUUAAGUGAUGAAUUUGUAAAGAGAGCUCGAGUACAUAAUUAUAGAGCACGAAGUGUUUUUAAAUUAAUAGAAAUUGAUGAUAGAUAUAAAUUAUUUUAUGAAGGAGAUGUUGUUGUAGAUGUAGGGUGUGCCCCUGGUUCCUGGUGUCAAUAUAUAGUUGAAGAAGUAAAACCACAUUUGAAAAAUGGGUUUGUAUUAGGUAUUGAUUUAAAAGCAAUUGCUCCAAUAGAAGGUGUAACAUUUCUUGGGCAAUCUGAUAUAACAAAAGAAGAUACACAUAAUGAAAUUAAAAAGUUAAUUGGUGAUAGAAAAGUUAAUUCUAUUGUAUCGGAUAUGGCACCAAAUCCAUGUGGUGAUAAAAGAACAGAUCAAAUAAGAUUAAUAAAUAUGUGUAAAGAAGUAGUGUUUUUAUUUACAAAAUAUAAAGUGUUAUCACUUGACAAGAAUGGAAUAUUUUUAUGCAAAAUUUGGGAAGGUGACUCUAGAAAAGAAUUAACUGAAAUGCUAAAUAAAUAUUUUAAUAAUGUAAUUACGGUAAAACCAAAAGCUUCUAGAGAUGAUAGUGCUGAAUUAUACUUAUUAGGAAGAGGUUUCAAAAAUAAUUUGUAA